Messenger RNA from Exophiala spinifera, 1905 nucleotides. RefSeq lists its product as uncharacterized. The transcript has a single exon. Bases 1 to 1905 code for a protein of 634 amino acids. NCBI's taxonomy places the organism in Eukaryota, Fungi, Ascomycota, Eurotiomycetes, Chaetothyriales, Herpotrichiellaceae. The record is from RefSeq and is a predicted model, not a curated record.
AUGGCGGUCGGCGACGAUCCUAUGUCACGGAAACCCCGGGGGCUUCCCCUGCACGAGAUGUGGAAGUCAGAGGAUGAAUACGUUGAGUCUCUCCUCUCGUUCGCUACAGGCUCAGAUCUCUUUCGCAAUCUCUGCGGUGGUGUACAUAUUUUGGACUUUCUCACCCGGGAGCCCGAUUUGUAUACCUACGUUCUGCCACAGGAUUGGCGCGAUUGGUUUGAACUGGUAUCAAUCGACGAUGUGCUAGAUCUUCUAAUGCGCGCAGACCUCUCAAAAUUCAAGAGCGGUAGCGUUCAAACAGAGUCUAUCCCUAGCCCUCCACAGUCUCUAUUAGAAUACAUCGACACGGUCCGCACACACAGUCUUCGACGAGACUUUCGCCCGGUCUCGGACAACAUCGCCGACAUGCCACGACACAUCGCGGUUGGGAUGAAAACCAAGAAGGCCCAUGAAGUGACCAACUUCGCCGCUUACGUAGGUAGUUUGUCUGCAGAGGUAUCCGAACGUCUAGGACAACCUGUUUCAGUUGUCGACUUUGGUUCGGGCCAGAACUAUCUGGGCAGGACACUGGCGACGCCUCCUUACAAUCAGCAUGUCAUUGCAAUCGAGAAGCGCCACCACAAUAUCGUUGGUGCGAAUAGGAUGGAUGUCCAUGCAAAGCUAGCCAAGAAGGAGAAGAUCAUGCGCAAUAAGAAAGAAUACAAACGCCAGCUUGCCAUGAACAACGGCAUGCCCACGCCGCCACCGGAGCAAGCUGAAACCGACCUCGAUCCGGUACUUGACACGAGCCUCGCCGAGCCCAACGUUACCUAUGAACAAUUUGGCCCUGGAAAGGGGUCAAUGACCUACGUCGAACACGAAGUCCAAGACGGAUAUCUAGAGAACAUCCUCACCCCUGCCACACUAGACAUCAAUGCGACGUACUCGCCCAACGCUAACCACAACUCGAAUGAUGAUCUGCCUGAGGAGGGCAAUCCUACACCUUGCUGCUCGCUCGAUCGUUUCACUAGUUCCGACCGCAAUUCCAACCCCGAACCCAAGCCAAAAGCAAUGGUGAUAUCCCUCCACUCCUGCGGCAAUCUCUCGCAUCACGGCUUGCGCUCUCUGGUCCUCAACCCUUCGGUCGCCGCCACGGCCAUCAUAGGAUGCUGCUACAAUCUCCUCACUGAACGUCUCGGCCCCGCAACCUACAAACUCCCACAACUCCGGCCUAACCACCCCCGGCUCGAGGCCACCGGCAAUGCGCAUGACCCUCACGGCUUUCCCAUGUCCCGGACACUGGAGACUUUCCCUCACGCGGACGGCGUUGGUGUAGGUGUCAAGUUGAACAUCACGGCACGCAUGAUGGCAGUUCAGGCCCCGUACAAUUGGGGUCCAGAAGACAGUGAGGCCUUUUUCCGUCGCCACUUCUACCGCACCCUCCUUCAGAGGAUUCUCCUCGACGUGGGCGUGGUGAAGCAGUGUAGCGACCCGGCGCACGCUGCCGCAGGAGGGAGCAUAACUGGCCGAGACGAGAGUGGGACGCCACUUAUUGUUGGCUCGUUGCGGAAGUCAUGCUUCACAAGUUUCAAGGCUUACGUUCAUGGAGCGCUAGCGAAGCUGACAAAGGAUCCCGUCGACGGCCCUAUGAUCGCCGAACGCACGAAGGGUGUUACUGACGAAGUCGUCGAUCAGUAUGAACAGGAGUGGGGAUAUGCGAAAAAGCAUCUCGCUGUCAUUUGGAGUCUGAUGGCGUUCAGCGCGGGCGUGGUAGAGAGCAUAAUUGUCACGGACCGUUGGUUGUACCUCAGGGAGCAGCCUUGUGUGCAAGAUUGUUGGGUUGACAUCGUCUUUGACUACAAGCACAGUCCGAGAAAUUUUGUGGUUGUGGGUAUCAAGAAGCCAGAAGAGCAGAAUGAACCUUGA